This is a messenger RNA of Cannabis sativa, 2130 nucleotides long. Its product is annotated as protein IQ-DOMAIN 17. Lineage: Eukaryota; Viridiplantae; Streptophyta; Magnoliopsida; Rosales; Cannabaceae. The record is from RefSeq and is a predicted model, not a curated record. The transcript is spliced from 5 exons. Bases 539 to 1963 code for a protein of 474 amino acids. Gene Ontology annotation, molecular function: protein binding.
AAAAACCCAAAACACCUUCAACAAAAACUCUUUAUCAAAUAUAUUAAAGCAAAAGACCAAAGACAUAUAUAUUAAAAAGUAAAAGCUAUGGCUAUGUUACUCAUUGCUGUAACUAUUUGUAUAAUUUUCUCUCUCAGCUUUCAUCAAUUUCAAGGCUACAACAACUCAACAAUUCUCUGACACCAAAACAUUAAAUUUGCUCCCAUGCCACUACAAAACAACAUAUUCUUUUACUCUUUUUUCUAAUAUAUUAUUAUUAUUAUACAUUUGUGUCCAAAUAUUAACGUUAUAAAAUAAACAAACAUGACUAAUUCAGUUCUGUUCUGUUUUUUGUUUCUCCUAAAUGCAUGGGAUGUAUGAACUAGAGUUACCCUUCUUUCCAUUCUUCCUCAUCCACUUGUACAUUUAGACUACACUUCAUAAUUAUUGUUCCUCUUUAAUAUGAGUGCCUAUACCAUUUAAAGCACCAACCCAACUACUCAAUUCCAUUGCCUUUUCUUUUUUAAUGUUUCUAUAGUAAUUUUACACUUACAUUUUCAUGGGGAAAAUUGGUGGAACAAGCUCUUGGUUGACUUUGGUCAAAAGGGCUUUCAGUUCUCCUUCUAAGGAUACUAAUGACAAAAGAACUAGUAGAAGAAGAGAAGAGGAAGAAGAAGAAGAAGAACAGCAACAAAAGAAGAGAGGAAAAAGGAGAUGGAUUUUCAAGAAACAGAAGCUGAAUCAGCAAGAAAAGAAAGCUACACAAAAUUGUGAAACAAGGACUAUAACAACUACUGCUAAGAUCAUUACAGCUCCUUCUUCUUCAUCAUCACAUGCUCUGGCUGUGGCAAUGGCCACAAGAGCAGCUACUAGACCUUCAAUGUACAUCAAAGACUUGGCUGCCAUGACUAUUCAGACUGCUUUCAGAGGAUAUUUGGCAAGAAGAGCUCUUAAAGCUCUAAAGGGGUUAGUAAAGUUGCAAGCUUUGGUAAGAGGACAUAAUGUUAGAAAACGCGCUAAGAUGACCCUUCAAUGCAUGCAAGCUCUGGUUCGAGUUCAAGCUCGGGUUUUGGAUCAACAGCGUAACAGAAGACUUUCUCUUGAAGAAAACUUUGAUUCUGCAUUUUAUAAUGUUAAUGCUAACAGAAACUCCCUUAUCACUAGAGAUGAAGAUGAUCAAUAUUCAGAAUCAUCAGAAAUGUUGGAGCAAAUUGAAGCCAUGAUAAGGAAAACAAAAGAAGCUACAAUGAAACGCGAAAGGGCUCUUACUAAUGCCUUUUCUCAACAGAUGUGGAGAAGUGAGUGUUGUGUGGACCAAGUUGAAAGUGAACCAGAACCAGAAGAGUACUGGACUAGGAGGACAAGUAGUCAAAAUAAGCAGUGGGAAUUGAGCACAACAAGAAGAGCUUCAUGUGAUCAUAUCAUAGACCCAAUUAAAACAGUUGAAAUUGACACAUAUCGACCUUACUCUAAUAAUAACUCAAACACCAACAUACUACCCCACCACAGAUCACAAAAUCACUAUCACCAAAGGCCAAAGAGUUAUUCCUAUUGUUACUCCACUCCUCCUCCAGCCCAACUCCAAUACCAAUACCAACAAUUCAUAACUCCAACACCAUCACCUUCAAAGCCUAAAAACCUUCACAGCUUGACCAACACUAUCAGCCCUCGUUGUACAUACAACACACCAACAACACCCUACAACUACAUGGCUGCAACGGCCUCAGCUAAGGCACGUUCGCGUUCUCAAAGUGCACCGAGGCAAAGGGGCUGCUCUACUACUGUGACCCCAGAAGCAGGGCCAUCAGCUAGAAAACGACUAUCAUUUGCUGUUGCUGAUGAGGCGAAUGGAAGCCACCGCACCAGCAACAGCAAUAGCAACUACCAGCAGCAGAGAUCGAGUGUUUCAUCUCGUUGCUCGGACAGCGAGACUUCUCCUCUCAGAGGCAAUGAGUUAAGGCAGCAGAGAAGGUGGGUUAGGUAGUAGACUAAGAGAUGUGUCCUUGGUUUCUGCAAUGAAUUGUAAUGGCUUGAAAAAAAUGUAUGGAAUGUUUCUGUUGCUACUGCACUAACAUUCCCUUUUUCUAUAAUCAUUAUAUCAUUGGUAAGAUAAUCAUAAUAAUAAUAACAAUUAAGAAAAAGUAACCAAAA